CCCAAAAACAAAAAAACAAAAAAAAAAAAAACAAAUUCCCACCUCCAAUAAAGCACAGAUCUGAGUCCUACCUAACACCUCUCUCUCUUCGCCAGCACACAGGUCAAUAAGCCUUCGAUCCAUCUCUUUCUCUAGGGUUUCAUCUCAUCGAUUCGAAGAUGUUUGGGAGGGCACCGAAGAAAAGUGACAACACAAAGUACUAUGAAGUUCUAGGCGUUUCCAAGAAUGCUUCGCAGGAUGAUCUGAAGAAGGCCUAUAGAAAAGCGGCCAUCAAGAACCAUCCUGACAAAGGUGGUGAUCCUGAAAAGUUCAAGGAGCUUGCCCAAGCUUAUGAGGUUUUGAGUGACCCAGAGAAGCGUGAUAUUUAUGAUCAGUAUGGUGAGGAUGCUCUCAAGGAAGGAAUGGGUGGUGGAGGUGGUGGGCAUGACCCAUUUGACAUCUUCCAAUCCUUCUUUGGAGGUAGCCCCUUUGGUGGUGGUGGAAGCAGCCGAGGCCGAAGGCAAAGAAGGGGCGAGGAUGUGGUUCAUCCUCUCAAGGUUUCUCUGGAGGAUCUCUAUAAUGGGACAUCGAAGAAGCUGUCCCUCUCACGCAAUGUAAUUUGUUCAAAGUGCAAGGGUAAAGGGUCAAAGUCAGGUGCUUCAAUGAAGUGUUCUGGCUGUCAAGGGUCUGGGAUGAAAGUUUCUAUUCGGCACCUUGGACCAUCUAUGAUCCAGCAGAUGCAGCAUCCUUGUAAUGAAUGUAAGGGUACUGGUGAAACUAUUAAUGACAAGGAUCGCUGCCCACAGUGCAAGGGUGAAAAGGUUGCGCAGGAGAAAAAGGUGUUGGAAGUCAUUGUGGAGAAGGGUAUGCAAAAUGGACAAAAGAUCACAUUCCCUGGAGAGGCUGAUGAAGCACCUGAUACAGUCACAGGGGACAUAGUGUUUGUGUUACAACAGAAAGAGCACCCCAAGUUUAAGCGUAAGGGUGAUGAUUUAUUUGUGGAACACACCUUGACCCUUACAGAGGCCCUCUGUGGCUUCCACUUUAUCCUGACGCAUCUGGAUAACAGGCAGCUCCUCAUUAAAUCUCAGCCUGGCGAAGUUGUAAAGCCCGAUCAAUUCAAGGCAAUAAAUGAUGAAGGAAUGCCAAUGUACCAGAGGCCAUUCAUGAGAGGGAAAUUGUAUAUCCACUUCACUGUAGAUUUCCCAGACUCCCUGACCCCUGACCAGUGCAAGGCUCUUGAGGCUGUGCUGCCUCCAAGGCCGUCGACUCAGAUAACAGAUAUGGAGUUGGAUGAGUGUGAGGAGACUACUCUGCAUGAUGUUAACAUUGAAGACGAGAUGCGUCGUAAGCAGCACCAGGCCCAAGAGGCAUAUGAUGAGGACGACGAUAUGCAUGGUGGUGCCCAGAGGGUGCAAUGCGCUCAGCAAUGAUAGCCUUGGCAAAGUAUGAAAAUGACAUGGGGGAAGUAGGAAUUGGAUCAGGUCAGAAGUAAGACGUCAGUAUUUUCUGGGAACAGGUUUGUCAAGACAAUAACAUUCUCUGCAAUGUUGUCUCCUAUGGUAGUAUUUAGAUUGUUUGUUUAUGGGUGUGAGAUUUAUAUGACCAAAUUUAAAAUGUAUGCAAGGUUUAUCUCUGACUAUUGAGAAGACCUAAAUGAAACCAUUGCAUACCUCCAUGCUUGUUUUUUGGGUGCUUCUAUAUUGGUUUUUAUGGUUGCCUUUUAUUGUCUAUAUUUUGCUGGUGCUUUUAUUGUUUUGCUCAGUUGGACUUUGAAAUCCAAGCCUACUUGUAGUUCUUCCACGCUCGUGGUUAUUCGACUUGAUUAGACACGCAAACACAUUUUGAGUAGAUUUUGGAAUGACACCUCAAAGAUUUCUAGGACAGAAUGACCAUGUUGCCAACCUCAUUUGGCGCCUUUGCCAAAUUGGUGAUGAUGGCUAAUGACUGCCAAUCUUGUUCUAAAUUGAUCCCAAAGUUGCUUGGGAUUGUGUGGAAAAAACUUGAGCUUGAGAUCAGCUGCCCCCCCCAAAAACCAACAAAAAAACCCACCCCAAAAAGAAAAAGGGAAAAAGCUCUCAGUUUAUGAAACAGAAGUUUCAUAA
Messenger RNA from Ilex paraguariensis (yerba mate), 2084 nucleotides. Lineage: Eukaryota; Viridiplantae; Streptophyta; Magnoliopsida; Aquifoliales; Aquifoliaceae. The record is from the annotation of a GenBank genome assembly.